AACGAAGGCGUUGAUUGACAAACGCAAUAUGCUUUCAGUCGGAGAACUCCCUCCAAAUAGUUCAGCCGUCGAGUUUUAACGAUCAAUUUGGAGCAAGGCGUGGCUGAAUUUUACUCCGACGAGAUCUAUAGGCAGUAUCGUUGCUAUAAUUUUUCUGCUGAAGGGAGGCCCGUUCAUGGACUUUUUUGCAAAAGAUAUCUGAAGGCUGAAAAAUUAUACGGGAGAACUUUGUUUGGGUUCGAAGCUAAAGAAAUACUCUCCAAGGGGGAGCAAAAUGGGUACCCUGAUGAUGCAUCAAGAUUCCCGGGACUCUUAAAGGAUUCAUGAAGUAACCGUCAGACAUAUAUCAGUUCAGAAAUAGCUUAUUUGGUAAAGUGCCAAUCUGCUUCACAAAACUUUACAAUGGCCGAACAACUUCCAAAGGCUAUUAAGAAACUCUCAAAGGCUCAUGAACUCAAGAAAGCGCCUUCAUGCCCCAAAGAUCAGCCUUCUCAGUCCAGGAAACAACAAAGGAAGGCGGAAAAUCCCGUUCGAAUAGCUCCCAGUUCAGAGCCAUGUGUUGAUUUAGAAGACUCUAGUCCAUUGAUCUGUAAAAACUCUGCAUGCCGGGCCGUUCUUUCAGCAGACGACGCAUUUUGCAAGAGGUGCUCUUGUUGCAUAUGUCAUUUAUUUGAUGAAAACAAGGACCCGAGUCUUUGGUUGGAAUGCACGUCUGAAUCUGGUUUAGGAGACGCCUGUGGCUUAUCUUGCCACAUCGAGUGUGCCCUACAACGUAGUAAGGUUGGGGUCGUUGAUCUUGGGAUGUUGAUGCAGUUGGAUGGAAGCUACUGUUGUGCUUCUUGUGGCAAAGUUUCAGGGAUACUUGGGUCCUGGAAGAAGCAGUUAACUAUAGCUAAGGAUGCUCGCCGAGUUGAUGUGCUGUGCUAUAGGAUAUCAUUGAGUUACAGGCUCCUGAACGGGACUUCCAGGUUUAGUGAACUCCAUCAAUUUGUUAGAGAAGCCAAAGCCAAGUUGGAAACAGAGGUGGGCCCGGUUGAUGGAGAUUCGGCCAAGAUGGCUCGAGGCAUUGUCAGCCGACUCUCUGUAGCAGUUGAUGUAGAGAGGCUUUGCUCUCUUGCAGUUGAAAAGGCCGAUGAAUUGAUUGCCUCAAAGUCAACCCCUGCGAUUGAGAUAAACGAGGGUUCACUUCCUGCAGCUUGCAAAUUCCUGUUCGAGGAAAUUACAUCGUCUUCAAUUGUUGUUCUAUUGAUUGAUUUAUCAACUUCAUUGGAUAAUGAUAUUAAGGGCUACAAACUUUGGUACCGUAAGACAAAGGAAGAUGUUUACUGUAAAGAUCCCGUUUCUGUAUUUUCGAGAGAUCAGAGGAGAGUUUGCAUAUCUCAUCUCCAGCCUUGCACAGAGUACUCAAUUCGGAUAAUAUCUUAUACAGAUAGUGGCGACUUUGGACACUCUGAAGUUAAGUGCUUCACAAAAAGUGUAGAAAUAUUUCACAAGAACUGUAGUAAUUCCAUAGCAAGAAAUCACUCGAAGGAAAAUUCAAUUAACGGAGGGAGCUCAACAGACGUAGAAUUAGACUCGGGUUUCAAAGUUCGAGACCUUGGGAAGAUUUUAAGGCUACCUUUGACUCAAGAACAUUGCUGUUUCGAGCCAUGUUCUGGUGAAGUUAAGGUAGAAAAAACUCGUGAACAAAAAAAGAUGCCGUCUGUUUCUCGCCAGCUGGACUUAAAUGUUGCUUCUGUGCCAGAUCUCAACGAGGAGUUUGCUCCUGUUGAGUCGUCUAGAGACGAAGAAGACAAUAAUAAUGGGUGCACUUUCGGGCAAGCUGUUGAAACAGACGAUGCUUUUUCUCACGAAGUACGAGGUUUUGAUUCCGAAAAGGUUGUCUCUUGCAAGAAAAGAAAGGGGGAAAUGCAGGAUUCCGAUAGUACCCUUACGAACGGAUCUCCCUUCCAAGUCCAAACCGAAUCGUGUUCGUUGGAUGAGAAUUUCGAAGAUUGUGUGAAGAUUAUCCGUUGGAUGGAACGUGAGGGCUAUAUCGAAAAGGAUUUUCGAUUGAAAUUGCUGACAUGGUUUAGUUUGAGAUCGACUGUGCAGGAGCGGAGAGUGGUCAACACUUUUAUUCAGACAUUAAUUGACGACCCGAGUAGUUUGGCUGGACAGUUGGUCGACUCGUUUUCAGACAUUGUAUCGAGGAAGAAAUCGAGAAAUGGUUUCUGUAAUGAGUUUUGGCAUUAAUUUUUACUGCUAGUAUAUUGUUUACUGCUGAUAAAGUUGGUUCUGUGUACAGGGAUUUAAUUCCCAAGUCAGAUUGGAGAGAUUAUUUGUUACACGACAAAAUCGAGAGCUAAUAGCAGAUCUGGGUUUCGAUGAAUAUGAAGAUAGAAUUUCUGACUAAACUCCCUUGGCUAGGUCAGUCCAUUGUUUUUAAGGAGAGAUCUCACACAUUGUGGGAUGUAUUCUUCUUUAUUUAAUUAUGGAUCUAUUUAAUUUCAUUUCGAGUAGUGAAAAAAUUGUUUUAAGUGCUGCAACGGUAGCGUAGAUGAACGACUUUCGGCUUUAGACGGUUCGUAUUUUCGUAUAGAAGUUAACUAUUUAUUAUUUCAGGAUAAUGUGUCCUUUAACUAUUGCAUUUUCUUAUGUAUGAAAUUGUUGUUAUUAC
Messenger RNA from Erythranthe guttata (spotted monkey flower), 2659 nucleotides. It is a transcript of the gene VRN5, whose product is annotated as Fibronectin type III domain-containing protein. The record is from RefSeq and is a predicted model, not a curated record. Lineage: Eukaryota; Viridiplantae; Streptophyta; Magnoliopsida; Lamiales; Phrymaceae. Gene Ontology annotation, molecular function: protein binding. Gene Ontology annotation, biological process: epigenetic regulation of gene expression; vernalization response.